ACUCUCCACUCGAGGGGUUUGGCACCAGCACCCCGCCCAGAGCAGUGCCUGCCCAAAUCCUCACAGGCGGCUCAUCAACGCGAUUGCCACUCCGGGUGGAGCCCGGACCUGUGAGCCUGGGUGUCCCUGGGUCCGUCUGCCCGGCCAUCUGCUGGUGGUGCCUCUGCCUCCUGCCGCUUCCCCCCACUGAGCCCCACCUUGCAGAAGUGCAGCCCKCCCGCCGCACAGCCCGGAGCUCAGCAUGUGUCCCCCGGGCUUCGGGCACUUCUUGCUGCUGGCCUCUUCCCUGCUCCUCGCAGGGCUGUCAGCUGUUCCUCAGAGCUUCUCGCCAUCUCUGAGAAGCUCGUCGGGCGCCCCCUGCAGGCUGUCCCGGGCCGAGUCGGAACGCCGGUGCCGAGCACCYGGGCAGCCCCCAGGGGGCGCCCUGUGCCACGGCCGGGGCCGGUGUGAGUGCGGCGUCUGCAUCUGUCACGUGACCGAGCCGGGCACCUACUUUGGGCCGCUGUGUGAGUGCCACGAGUGGGUGUGCGAGACCUACGACGGGAGCACCUGCGCAGGCCAUGGUACCUGUGACUGCGGCAAGUGCAGAUGUGAUGCGGGGUGGUCUGGGGAUGCUUGCCAGUACCCAACCAACUGUAACCUGACAAGGAAAAAAAGCAACCAAAUGUGCAAGAAUUCUCAAGAUGUCAUCUGCUCCAAUGCAGGUACAUGUCACUGUGGCAGGUGUAAAUGUGACGAUUCAGAUGGAAAUGGACUCGUUUACGGUAAAUUCUGUGAGUGUGAUGACAGAGAAUGCAUAGAUGAUGAGACAGAAGAGAUAUGUGGAGGCCAUGGGAAGUGUUACUGUGGAAACUGUUACUGCGAGGCUGGUUGGCAUGGAGACAAAUGCGAAUUCCAGUGCGACAUCCCCCCCUGGGAAAGCAAGCRAAGAUGCACAGCUCCUGAUGGCAGAGUCUGCAGUAACAGAGGGACUUGCGUGUGUGGUGAAUGUUCUUGCCAUGAUGUCGAUCCAACCGGGGACUGGGGAGACAUUCACGGGGACACCUGUGAGUGUGACGAAAGGGACUGCAGAGCUGUCUAUGACCGGUAUUCCGAUGACUUCUGUUCAGGUCAUGGACAGUGUAACUGUGGAAGAUGUGACUGCAAAGCAGGCUGGUAUGGGAAGAAGUGUGAGCACCCACGUUCCUGCCUGCUGUCUGCUGAGGAGAGCAUCAGGAAGUGUCAGGGAGGCGCUGAGCUGYCCUGCUCUGGAAGGGGCAAAUGUGAAUGUGGCAAAUGCACGUGCUACCCGCCAGGAGACCGCAGGGUGUAUGGCAAGACCUGCGAGUGUGACGAUCGCCGCUGUGAGGACCUGGACGGUGUGGUCUGUGGAGGCCACGGCACAUGCUCCUGUGGUCACUGUGUCUGUGAGAGAGGAUGGUUUGGCACGCUCUGCCAACAUCCUCGGAAAUGUAACAUGACAGAAGAACAAAGCAGGAGUCUGUGUGAAUCAGCAGAUGGCAUAUUGUGCUCGGGGAAGGGUUCUUGCCAUUGUGGAAAGUGCAUCUGUUCUGCUGAAGAAUGGUACGUUUCAGGGGAAUUUUGCGACUGUGAUGACAGAGACUGCGACAAACAUGACGGUCUCAUUUGUACAGGGAAUGGAAUAUGUAGCUGUGGAAACUGUGAAUGCUGGGACGGAUGGAAUGGGAAUGCGUGUGAAAUCUGGCUUGGCACAGAAUAUCCUUGACAACUCCAUAAGCAAAGACUGGAUUCUUAUUUUUUCUAGGCAAUUAGAAUGCAUAAUGCAAAGGAAGUCAUGUAUAAUCRCCACUAGGACAGGUUAAACACACUAUUGUAUGUUUUUCUAUUUCUGACCGCCUGAAUGAAAUCUGGGUACCCAUUAAAAAUGCGUUAAACCAACUCUGAUAUAAAAAACACUGAAAGAAUUUUUCUUUCACCAGGGUUCUCAGCAUGGGAACUUUUGCCACCCAGAGGCAUUAUGAUGAGAAUUAUGAUAGUCAAUUUGGGGCGGGGGUAGAAAGUGUGCUAUGGGAAUCUAGCGGGCAGAGGCCAGGAAUCCUGUGCCACCSCUGCAGUACACAGGACCAUCCCCACAGCAAAGAAUGUUGUGACUCCAAAUGCCACGUGUGCUGGACUUAGGAAGUGCUGAUGGUGCUGUUUUUAGAACUCUUUGUCCCUACACAGGAAAGACCUCAAUAGAAUUAUAAAGAAAAGAUAUAUUCUCAUGGAAACCUGAUUUUUCUAGGAUUCCAUAUCACUCCACAUUUCUGGGUGGGGACAAUGAAGAUGAAUACAUUUAAGGUCUGAUGUUGUUUGGAGGAAUCACCAAAUCUGGAGUCCUUUGGAAGAGAAAAAGACUGGUCAUUUUUAGCCAUUAAG
Molecule: messenger RNA, 2379 nt
Organism: Urocitellus parryii (Arctic ground squirrel)
Lineage: Eukaryota; Metazoa; Chordata; Mammalia; Rodentia; Sciuridae
Gene: Itgbl1
Product: integrin subunit beta like 1
Biological process (GO): cell-cell adhesion; integrin-mediated signaling pathway; cell-matrix adhesion
Cellular component (GO): integrin complex; focal adhesion; cell surface
Molecular function (GO): integrin binding
Source: RefSeq, a predicted model, not a curated record